This is a messenger RNA of Cantharellus anzutake, 644 nucleotides long. RefSeq lists its product as uncharacterized. Lineage: Eukaryota; Fungi; Basidiomycota; Agaricomycetes; Cantharellales; Hydnaceae. The record is from RefSeq and is a predicted model, not a curated record. The transcript has 5 exons. Bases 30 to 464 code for a protein of 144 amino acids.
AUUUAACAGCGAAAAGCGCGAAAUCAACUAUGAAUGGGAAAGCAUUACAAGUUAAGAAUGCAGCCCUUGCUGAUAACGCACGCUCGAAGGCUUCCUCGCUGGAGAAGGGGCUAUUUUCUGCAAUCCAGGAAAUUAAAGAAGAACUCGCGCAAGUGAAGGAAUCUGAACUUGACCUGAACCUUAGCAAUGUUGCUCGCAGGUUUGGGUUCCGCAACCAAAAAAGUGUGAAAGCACUGCAAGAAAGUUAUAAUACUUACUUCGCCGAUAUGCCUGAGGAGCGCUCCCUAGUUGUUCAGCUUGCCCUCGCCGACGUAAAAAAGAGGGCAACCAUUCGUAACCGAGCUUGGAAGUGCUCUGUUCAGAAAACUCACGAUAAGGUAAAGGAGCAACUAGAGGAACAGAAGGUUGCCACGGAUGCCAAUGCCCUUAUCAAACAUCUAUCCGAGCUCUUUUCUAGUAUGUAGACUCAGUGCCCAAUUAGAUCACACUCCCAGCACUCUGGAGUUCUCUUGCUGAUUCGAGCCUCCAUAACGUGCCUACACACUGCGCGCCCUGCUUGUCCCUUCUGUCGCUUUGACUGUUAGAGUUAACUGGCACUUGGUGUUUUAUGUUUGAUCCAUAUAAAUAAAGUAUGCAAAUACGAU